Molecule: messenger RNA, 555 nt
Organism: Parnassius apollo (apollo)
Lineage: Eukaryota; Metazoa; Arthropoda; Insecta; Lepidoptera; Papilionidae
Source: the annotation of a GenBank genome assembly
AUGGAGCGAGAGUCGAACCCAAUGGAGGCGCUCUGCCGUUCAGGAUGCGGCUUCUACGGAAACCCGUCCACUGACGGCCUCUGCUCAGUCUGUUUCAAGGAGGCUUUAAAGAAGAAGCAACAACCACCGGCGACGACGCCUUCCGCGGUCGCUGCGUCGUUCGUGCCUACGCCUACGCCUACGCCUACACCCACGCCCACGCCGCUCGCUGCCGCCGCGCCCACCGUGCCCAGCCUGCCCGCCCAGCCGCAGACCCACACAGAUAAGUUGGAGGAGGAAAGCGGAGCGGGCACGAGCGGCGCGAGCACCGGCGCGUCGGACACUGACGCCGACGACAAGGACCCCAGCAAGGACAAAAAGAAAAAGAACAGGUGCGCCGUGUGCCGCAAGAAGGUUGGACUUACAGGGUUCGAGUGCCGCUGCGGGGGCCUGUUCUGCGCGGUGCACCGGUACAGCGACAAGCACGACUGCUCGUUCGACUACCGGGAGCUGGGCGCGCAGGAGAUCCGCCGCAACAACCCCGUCGUCGUCUCGCAGAAGAUACACAAGAUAUGA